Molecule: messenger RNA, 1359 nt
Organism: Thermochaetoides thermophila DSM 1495
Lineage: Eukaryota; Fungi; Ascomycota; Sordariomycetes; Sordariales; Chaetomiaceae
Exons: 2
Coding region: 1-1359 (452 amino acids)
Biological process (GO): transmembrane transport
Molecular function (GO): transmembrane transporter activity
Source: RefSeq, a predicted model, not a curated record
AUGGUUAUCGGCGGUUUUUGCGUUGCUGGUAUCGCCUUCAGUACACAGCCCUUGCUUCACGUCGUCACCUCUGAGGUCCUGCCACGCCGUUGGAGGGGAUGGGGCCAAGCAUCUAACCUCGUCUUUAUCACCCUUGGUGGUCUUCUUGGCCUCUUUGUCGGCGCUGCCCUCAACCGUUCAGGAUCUGCAGGAUCCGAUGGCUUUCGAUACUAUUAUUACAUGGCAAUGAGCUGCUUCUUCAUCGCUGCCGUUGUCUGCAUCAUCGUUUACAAACCUAGGCCUUUGGAGACUCAGACCAUGUUUACAACGGCUGAAAAGCUGUCAAGGCUCGAUUGGUAUGGUUAUGCCCUCCUUGCAACCGGGCUAACACUAUUCACCCUCGGACUUUCAUACUUCUACAAUCCAUAUCCAUGGUCAAAUCCGCACGUUUUCGCAAUAUUUACCAUUGGACUCGCUAUCAGCAUCAUUCUGGUUAUUUACGAAACAGUAUUCAAGAAAGAUGGCCUUUUCCACCAUGGUCUCUUCUCCCGAAACCGCAACUUCGCUAUCUCAUCUGUCUGCAUCUGUUGCGAAGGUGUGGCUUUCACGGCCGUUAACAUCUAUUUCACCUACCAUGUCAACACGUUCUACGAGAAAGACGAAAUAUUUGUGGCUAUCCGAUACAGCUUCAAGUAUACUAUUGCAGCAAUCUUCGCAUGCCUAGCAGGAUGGUUUUGCAUGGUCACUCGGCGGACACGUUGGCUCACUACCGUAUCCUUCGCGCUCUUCCUUAUCUUCUUUAUCUGUAUGGCUACAAGCGGCCGCGGACUCCGAUCGAAUCAUGCUGUAUGGGGAUACACUGUUUUCCUAGGCGCCGCAUUUGGCAUUACGCUUACCACCCUUGUGACAGUUGCCCAACUGUCUACACCUCCUGAACUGAUCAGUAUAGCCAGUGGCCUGAUAAUCAGUCUCCGCGCCCUUGGAAAUACAGUAGGGCUGGCCAUCUACAAUGCUGUCUUCCAUGAAGCACUUGACAAGCUGUGGGAGAAUGUUGCGCAAGCGGUUGUCCCUCAAGGCCUUUCUCCGCCAGACGUCCAGCGGUUCAUUGCUGCCUUGGAAUCCCACAAUAGCACGGAUCUCUACGCAAUCCCGAACGUUACCGAGAGCAUCAUCCAAAGCGGGACCACAGCAUUUCUUGACACAUAUGUUUGGGCCUUCCGAUAUGUGUGGAUUACGGCAGGAUGUUUCGUCUUUCUAUCAGGGGUUGCUGCGUCUUUUCUCAUUGAUGAACCGGAGCAGUUCUCAAUGAGGAUUGAUCACCCAAUCGAGGAAGAAGGUCUGUAUGCACUAUCUCGAGGGGGUGAGAAGCACCCUGUCUAA